AGCCGGAGUGCGCAGUGAUAGCACCAACAAUUUCCGAAUUUUGACAAAUUGGUAGGCUCGCCACACAACCAAAACUCACAAGUUUAGGUGUUGUCGUGCAAUUGGACUGCUGCCAUCAAAAAACAGACAAGAAAAACAAGAAUACGGCUGGGAAGCAUGCCAUCCACCCACAAUGGCGGUUUUGACCUGCCUCUAGCAAAGCGACAAAAAAGAUUGAUCAACGAGGGUGCUCAGAAACAUCCACCAACGACUGGCUCUAGGAUUUUUGCUCCAUUCCGAACUCUAGGACUGGUUUCAUCCACCCCGAUUCCGUUUACCUACGUACGCUUGGGGAAAGCUACUUUUCAGAUUACGACCUGUGUAGGGAAUAGCCUACAGACAUAUGACUUAAAGCGAGGACUUACUUUGGUCUUUGUGAGCAGACCUGAAACUCCGGAGAGCAUCACGGCUACGUUUGCAUGGCAGGACAAGGUUUUUGCAGCAUGGGGAAGUGCUCGACCCGGUUCCUCUCGAGGCAUAUGGGUCUUCAAGCGUGGCAAGAAGGUUGCAUCCCUCCAAAUACCCGCCGACUUCGUUGAACCAAUUGAGCGGCUUCUCGUCCUCGGAACGUGGAUUGUCGGUUGCAGUAGCAAGUGCAUACAAGUAUGGAAAAAUAAUUCUUAUGAACACUACACUACUCUCACGCCUACUCAUGCUACGGGCAUUGCUGGUGGGGACAUUUAUACAAGUGAAAUGUGCAACAUGCCAACAUAUCUCAACAAAAUCUUCGUGGGAAGAUACGACGGAAGCGUUGACGUUUGGAACGUGAAAACCGGGAAGCUGGUUUAUUCCAUGCUUCCGGAGUCAAAAGAACUGGGGGCCGUGAGUGCAAUUCAGCCAAGCCCUGCACUAUCUCUGAUUGCAGUGGCCCACAAGAAUGGCGCACUGUCCAUUCUUAAUGUCGACACGGGGCGACUUGUUUUACCACUAAGGAAAGACUCCUCAAGUCUACAACAGAUCACCUCAAUCGCCUUCCGGACCGAUGGCUUGGGCGCCGGUGCAGACGGCCGGAAGCCAGGUGUCAUGGCGACAAGCUGCAUGAGCAGCGGUGAUGUUACGUUGUGGGACUUGAACAAUGGUGGUAGGGUCAUGGGCAUUCUUCGCCGGGCUCAUGCAAUAUCGGAGGAUGAAACGGGGUCCGGGAUCAAUCACGUUGAAUUCUUGGACGGUCAACCGGUGCUUGUCUCAUCCGGGAAGGACAAUGCGCUUAGAACUUGGAUCUUUGACGAAAGUCCGUUUUCUCCGGUACCCCGGCCUUUACAUUCGAGGCGCGGGCACUCCGCGGCAAUCACAACGCUUGGAUUUCUACCUUCAGUUUCUGAGGAUUCCGAAUUCGGCGGGAAAUGGCUGCUGAGUGCUGGUAAGGACCGCAGUCUUUGGGGGUUCAGCGUUCGGAAAGACAGCCAAAAUACCGAGAUAUCACAAGGAGCGGUGGAGCGGAAGGCAAGAAAAUCUGCUAGCUCCAUAGGUGUAACCAUGGAAGGCAGAACGCAAGAUACCCUCAGGGCUCCAGAGAUCACCUGCAUUGCUUGCUCGCUCAACCGCGAUGGGGGGAUUGGAGUUACGACAUCAGGUUCAACGUGGGCAAAUCCCAAAAUGGCAAACACAGCCGAAUCAAAUAAAACAGGUUGGGAAAGUAUAGUGACUGGGCAUCGCGGGGACAAGUAUGCUCGAACGUGGUUUUGGGGCAAGAAGAAGGCCGGUCGUUGGGCGUUUGAGACCAGCGAUGGAACUGAUGUCAAGAGCGUCGCGGUAUCUCAAUGUGGGACAUUUGCGUUGAUUGGAUCUGCAGGAGGUUCGAUUGAUAUGUUCAACAUGCAAUCAGGUGCCCAUCGACUCCGGCUUCCUGGUCGUGGAAUGAAAAGAAAGAGCAAUUUUGACAAAAAGUCCUCUCUUGCUUUCGAGAAUAAUACAAAGCACACCAAAGCAGUUACCGGCCUGUGGAUAGAUGGAUUGAACCAAACAAUUAUCAGCUGUAGUCUGGAUGGGAAGGUCAAGUUCUGGGAUUUCGUUACUGGCUCACUAGUGGAUGAGUUAGAUUGGCACCCGAUGGCAUCUGUCACUGGACUUCGAUACAGCAGCGCAAGCGAAUUGGUUGCAUUCAGUUGCGAUGAUCUUUCAAUCCGCGUUGUGGACAUUGAAACAAGAAAGGUAGUGCGUGAGUUCUGGGGCUGUGUAGGUCAAAUCAACGACUUCACCUUCUCUGCCGAUGGGCGAUGGAUCAUUGCUGCAUCCAUGGACUCCAUCAUUCGAGUAUGGGACAUGCCGACAGGGCAUCUCAUUGACCUCUUCCGUGUGCCGACUACCUGUACAUCGCUCUCCAUGUCACCAACAGGAGAGUUCUUGGCCACGUCGCAUGCAAAUGGCAUGGGAAUAAAUCUAUGGUCGAACAGAAGCGUCUUCGUGCCGGUAUCAACUCAGAACAUGGAUGAGAAUGACGUUGCCGAUAUAGCUAUUCCUACAGCAUCUGGGGAGCACGGAACUGAUACCAUCGAGGCUGCCUUCGUUGAUGCACCAGAACAGAUUGAGUCAGCAGGCCCUGUGCUAUCCAAUGGACAGCUCAGUCGAGAUAUGAUGACUCUUAGCGUUGUCCCAAGAAAUAAGUGGCAGGCCCUAAUUAAAUUGGAUUUAAUUAAGGAACGUAAUAAACCUCCUAAUCCGCCAAAAGCGCCCGAGAAAGCGCCCUUCUUCCUUCCAGCAGUUUCUAGAAAUGCUAACGAGGAGGAUAUGGAUAAUUCACUCCUGGCCAAUAGCACUGUGGCUGAGCGCUCACGGAUUGCCAGGCUCCAACAUUCUCGAAAAGUCGAAAAUGCAGGCUCCCAGCUGGCAACACUCCUGGGAAAUGGACAUGUAUCUGGAGAUUUCGACCCUUUUGUGGAACACUUGAAGUCUUUGUCCCCGGCAAAGGCAGAUCUCGAAAUAAGAUCGCUUAAUACCCGGGUACAAAACGGACGCUCCGAAUUGUCGGAUUUCAUAAGUGCACUGUCUAGUCGUCUUCUGUUGAAGAGAGACUUCGAAGUUGUGAACGCUUGGAUGGCAGUGGUUCUUAAGAUACACGCCGAUGUCAUUGCCGAAUGCUCUGCCGCUGAAUCUAUCGAGAAGGAGGGGAAUGUAUUGAAGGAAGUCUUGAUCGCAUGGGCUAAAAUACAACAGCAGGAAGCACAACGCUUGGCUGGGAUGGUCGGAUAUUGCCGAGGUGUUGUCAGCUUCUUACGGUCUUCUCGUUGACAAUGUGCAAGAGAUGCCCAUGCAGCAAUUCUGGAUUCCACCCCCUUCUACCCAUGUUCUUACGAUUGGUUUUCAUUUGGCUUUUGUACAAUAGAAGGGAAGCAUAAAAAUAUUUAUAACUAUAAAUUCAUUC
This is a messenger RNA of Aspergillus steynii IBT 23096, 3400 nucleotides long. Its product is annotated as rRNA-processing protein UTP21. Gene Ontology annotation, molecular function: protein binding. The record is from RefSeq and is a predicted model, not a curated record. NCBI's taxonomy places the organism in Eukaryota, Fungi, Ascomycota, Eurotiomycetes, Eurotiales, Aspergillaceae. The transcript has 5 exons. Gene Ontology annotation, cellular component: small-subunit processome; Pwp2p-containing subcomplex of 90S preribosome. Gene Ontology annotation, biological process: rRNA processing. The coding region runs from base 157 to 3267 and encodes 1036 amino acids.